Molecule: messenger RNA, 2034 nt
Organism: Gossypium raimondii (Peruvian cotton)
Lineage: Eukaryota; Viridiplantae; Streptophyta; Magnoliopsida; Malvales; Malvaceae
Exons: 3
Coding region: 1-2034 (677 amino acids)
Molecular function (GO): nucleic acid binding; RNA-DNA hybrid ribonuclease activity
Source: RefSeq, a predicted model, not a curated record
AUGAUUGCCAAAUCUCGGGAAGAAAGAGAGCAUGUUGGGAGCCACAGGAAGCUAUUUGAAAGAUUAGGAAAGUUUCAGUUGAAGCUUAACCCGACCAAAUGUACGUUUGGGGCUAUCUCGGGAAAACUGCUAGGGUUCAUUGUCAGUGAGAGAGGUAUUAAGGUGGAUCCAGAUAAGAUAAAAGCUAUACAAGAACUGCCUCCCCCGCGCACACAGAAAGAAGUCAGAGGAUUUUUAGGAAGGUUGAAUUACAUUACUCGAUUCAUUGCUCAACUUACCAACCAAUGUGAUCCGAUUUUUCGACUCAUUCGAAAGCAUAACCCGGGAGAAUGGAACGAGGAGUGUCAAGUGGUCUUCGACAAGAUAAAACAGUAUCUAUCUAAUCCUCCGGUACUAGUACCGCUGACCCCUGAAAAACCAUUAAUAUUGCACUUGACCGUAUUUGAAAACUCAAUGGGGUGCAUACUGGGGCAACAUGAUGAGUCAGGGAAAAGAGAAAAGGCAAUUUACUACCUCAGCAAGAAGUUCACAAAAUAUGAGGCAAAGUACCCUUCGAUUGAGAAGUUUUGUUGUGCAUGGAUUUGGAUGGUUCGAAGGCUCAGACAAUAUAUGCUAUAUCACACGACAUGGUUAAUUUCAAAAUUGGACCCAAUAAAGUACAUGAUGGAGUCACCUGCACUCUCAAGGAGAAUGGCCCGAUGGCAGAUCCUAUUGAUUGAGUAUGACAUUGUAUAUAUGAGCCAAAAGUCGAUAAAGGGAAGUACAAUAGCUGACUUCUUGGCAAGUCAAACAACAGAGGAAUACGAACCUUUGAGAUUUGAUUUCCCAAAUGAAGAUUUGAUGUGCAUUUUAGAAAAAGAAGGCGAGUCAUCAAAAGAGGAAUUAUGGAAGAUGAGCUUUGAUGGUGCAUCAAAUGCAUUGGGGCAUGGGAUCGGAGCAUUCUUAGUGUCACUAGAAGGGGACCAUUACCCACUCACUGCCAGAUUGAAUUUCUUCUGUACCAAUAAUAUAGCGGAGUACGAAGCUUGCAUCAUGGGACUUCGUGCAGCUAUCAAGAGGAAAAUCAAAAUUUUAGAGGUACAUGGGGACUCAGCAUUUGUCAUUUAUCAUAUUCAUGGAGAUUGGGAAGUGAGAGAUCCAAAAUUAGUCAGGUAUCACGAUCUUGUUGCGAAAUUGGUCAAAGAAUUCAAAGAAGUGACUUUUAACUACUUUCCACGAGAGGAGAACCAAUUGGCUGAUGCCCUAGCCACCUUGGCUUCGAUGUUCAAAGUAAACAGAGAAACUGAGAUAAUGCCCAUCCAAAUGAGUAUUUAUGAGACCCCCGCACACUGUUUUAGUAUUGAGGAGGAGUCAGAUAGACGACCAUGGUUCCAUGACAUCGUGGAGUAUGUCAAGAAUCAAAGGUACCCAGAGCAAGCAAAUGAGAAUGACAAAAGAACAAUCAGGAAAUUGGCAGUUGGAUAUAUUCUUGACGGGAAUAUUCUUUACAAAAGAGGGAAAGAUCAAGUGCUCAUGAGAUGCGUGGAUGCUGUUGAAGCUAGAAAUAUACUUGAAGAGGUUCAUGAAGGAAUUUGUGGAACGCAUGCCAGUGGUUUCACUAUGGCCAGACAGAUUAUGAGACUUGGUUAUUACUGGCUGACGAUGGAAACAGAUUGCAUUGGCUACGCACGAAAGUGCCACAAAUGUCAAAUUUAUGGCGAUAAAAUUCAUGCAGCUCCAUCGCCCCUUCAUGUCAUAACUUCUCCGUGGCCAUUUUCUAUGUGGGGCAUGGAUAUAAAGCAUCAUAAUUCUUCUCCCUAUCGCCCGAAGAUGAACGGAGCAGUAGAAGCGGCUAAUAAGAACAUUAAGAGGAUUCUCGGGAAGAUGACUGAGACAUAUAAGGACUGGCACAAGAAGCAACCAUUCGCUUUGACUCUGAAGCAAGAACAAAGUUCAACAAUGGGGCAGGAAGGUGGUAUACGAAAAUGUGGGUUACUCACAGAACUUGAGGAUGAGUACAAAACUGGAGAGAAAAGUCAAGAAUUGAGGAAAUGA